Molecule: messenger RNA, 3147 nt
Organism: Limanda limanda (common dab)
Lineage: Eukaryota; Metazoa; Chordata; Actinopteri; Pleuronectiformes; Pleuronectidae
Gene: katnal1
Product: katanin p60 subunit A-like 1
Exons: 10
Coding region: 7-1479 (490 amino acids)
Biological process (GO): microtubule severing
Cellular component (GO): microtubule cytoskeleton
Molecular function (GO): ATP binding; ATP hydrolysis activity; microtubule severing ATPase activity
Source: RefSeq, a predicted model, not a curated record
UUCAGCAUGAAUCUGGCAGAGAUAUGUGACAACGCCAAGAAAGGCCGCGAGUACGCCCUGCUUGGAAACUAUGACUCCUCCCUUGUGUACUACCAGGGCGUCAUUCAACAGAUCCACAGGCACUGUCAGACCUUCAGAGACCCUGCACUUAAAGUCCGAUGGCAACAGGUCAGGCAGGAGCUCACUGAGGAGUACGAGCAGGUGAAAGGCAUCAUGGGAAUGCUAGAGAGCUUAAAGUUAGAGAAGCCAAACGACAUCUUUGCACCUCAUGCUCCUCAGUCCAACGACAGACCCGAGGAUCCAGCAGUUUGGCCCCCUCCCAUCCCUGCUGAACACAGGAAUCCUGUAGCACUGAAGCGGCCCAGCAGUGCAGGGAAGCAGCAGAGUAAGGAGUCCCUCGGUCUGACUAUAAGAGUGGGGAGGCCAGGAGGCCGCAGAUUGAAACCAGACCAGCAUGGAUCGAAAGACACACGUGGCACAAAGGCCAAAGACGAGAAGGCAAAGAAAGGGGCGGGAGAUGCACCAGGAGAUGUAGAGCUGAAUAAAUUUGACGGCACAGGGUAUGACAGUAACCUGGUGGACUCACUGGAGAAAGACAUCGUGUCCCGUAACCCUAACGUUCACUGGGGGGAUAUUGCUGAUCUUGAAGAUGCGAAGAAGCUGCUGAGAGAAGCUGUGGUGUUACCCAUGUGGAUGCCUGACUUUUUCAAGGGCAUUCGUCGCCCCUGGAAGGGUGUGUUAAUGGUCGGCCCUCCAGGGACGGGGAAGACCAUGUUGGCCAAAGCUGUAGCUACAGAAUGUGGGACUACUUUCUUCAACGUGUCCUCCUCCACGCUUAGCUCCAAAUACAGGGGCGAGUCAGAAAAACUUGUUCGUCUGCUGUUUGAAAUGGCCAGAUUUUAUGCACCGACAACCAUCUUCAUCGAUGAGAUUGACUCAAUCUGUGGCAGAAGAGGAACAUCUGAUGAACAUGAAGCCAGUCGCAGGGUCAAAUCAGAGCUUCUGAUCCAGAUGGAUGGUGUGGGGGGAGCAUCAGAGAAUGACGACCCCUCCAAGAUGGUUAUGGUCCUCGCCGCCACCAACUUCCCCUGGGACAUUGACGAGGCCUUACGACGCCGCCUGGAGAAGCGGAUCUACAUCUCCCUUCCCACAGUUGUGGGUCGUGUCGAGCUUCUUAAAAUCAACCUGAGGGAGGUGGAGGUGGCUGCUGACGUUGACCUGGACCUCAUUGCUGAGAAGAUUGAGGGCUACUCAGGAGCAGAUAUCACCAACGUCUGCAGGGAUGCAUCCAUGAUGGCAAUGCGGCGUCGCAUCCAAGGCCUGAGCCCUGAGGAGAUCAGAGCUUUGUCCAAAGACGAGCUGCAGAUGCCUGUGACUAUGGAAGACUUCACCCUCACGCUCAAGAAGAUGUCCAAGUCCGUCUCCGCUACAGACCUGGAGAAAUAUGUUGCCUGGAUGGCUGAGUUUGGGUCAGUGUAGACAACGGUACCAGUGAGACCCAGAGGGACCAGCACCUUAAAAGGAGGACUAACAGUUUUGAAAAUGAUGAAGAGCACGGACUUAGGGGUGUUUACAGAGCCGAGGGAACUGUAGCACGUGAACCAGGCGGCACAUCAGGGAUCAAGAAAACACAGAGGCUCAAGUUCACAUCAGAUGACUGGUGCCUUUGGUGAUGUGAACUUUCAGUGGCUUCACGCUUCUCCUCGCUUUUCCUUCAUGUCCUGGUAGUGGGCGUCAAUCAUCCAGCUGCUGACUGAUUUAAGUGACCUGAGGAAGAAUGAGGUGAACUUUUCUCACAACAGGACAUUUUAGUGUGUAACUAAUACUAGACACAGGUAGACCAGGGAAUGCACACUAGUUUCAAUUAGAUAUCAGGCCUCAUGCAAGAAUUCAGAUCAUCAGCCUAAACCUCUUACUUUUUACCUACUAUUUAUUAGUGUGGUGAGUUUGUCACCACACUAAUCCAAAUCUCUAAAAGAAAUCCAAAUCUCAUGAGGGGACUGUUGGGCCUUGGCUGAGGUCUUUGCUUGACAAAUUUAUCAUAAAUAGCAAAUUUCCAAAAGAUGAAUUUUAGCUGUCAGCAUUUGUGAGAGUUGGACAAUCGAUCGCUGCUUUUAUAUUUGCUGAAUUCCUGUCCCAAUUCUCCUCAAUUUGUGGGUAAGUUUCACAAAAUAUUACCAAAGAGUGAAACUGCCAUUUUAUCAGUAUAAGUCUAUUUUAGGAGAAUAGAAACUCUUAAAGGCAACUCUUAGAAAAUCUUCAAGGGUCAGUGUGUAGAAUUUAGUGACAUCUAGUGGUGAAGUUGCAUAAUGCAGCUAAAUACCUACCACCUUACUCUCCUCUUCCGAACAUUACAGAGAACCUGUGGUAACCUUCAGUUGGCAUAAAAUCUCAAAAGGUGUAAGUUUGUCCAGAAUGGGCUUCUGUAAAAAAAAAACAUGGCGGCCUCGGAAGAGAGGACCCGCUCCUGAUGUAAAUAUAAAGUAUUAAGAUAUAAAGGGUAUAUGGGGUAAAGAUAACAAUUUAGACGAAACACACUGUGAAAACAUCCCUAGGAUUAUUUUAUAUUAAAUUUCUGCCCUUAGAUUCCUUUCACCUAAAUCUUAAAAAUGGACCUUUUAUAGAAAAUUCUGCUCAAUUCUGUCAGCUUUGUGCUGUCAGCUCAUUGUGAUUCUUGCAUGAGGCCCAUUGUCUGUAUGUUCGAGCACUUUCGAUGUAUCUCCUUGUGGAGCUCAUGUAUUUACUACUGACUGAACACACUUGAAGAAACACAAUGUCUGUUGUGAGGUGAGAGAUUGUAUUUGUGUUUUCAUGUUUGUUUUUAAAUCUAUUUCAGUUUAAUUUAAUUGAAACAAACAAAUGUCGUCAAACUAGAAAAGAGAACGACCACAUGGAUUGUGUAUUAAAUGAUGCAGACAAUUAAUUCUCAUCUAUAUGUACUGGUUCCUGUUUUAUAUGUAGUCUAUUAAAUAUCCCUAAACUCAGUCAGGUUUUGUUUUGUAUUGACCUAGUGUUGGAUGAGUUGAAUAAUAAGAUAAAUACAUUGUGAACUAAUGGUGAACUCGAUCUAUUCUCGAUGAUUGUUUUAUUGUCCUCCCCUGUUCCAAACGUUUACAGCAUUCUGCUUCAGGGCACUAAAAGCUCCAU